Ostreobium quekettii is the source of this 1002-nucleotide messenger RNA. Lineage: Eukaryota; Viridiplantae; Chlorophyta; Ulvophyceae; Bryopsidales; Ostreobiaceae. The record is from the annotation of a GenBank genome assembly.
AUGCUCGGGAUUCUGGGCAGGGGCCCACUCGGGCGGAUCUCCGCGGGGCUGUUGUCAGGCGCUGGGGCUGGGAGGGCGGCGGUGCUGGCCAUGGCGUCCGGAGGCACCGCGACUGGGGGCUCCCGGAGUGACGACGCUCCGGCCGCGGAUUACGUGCACGACCGACAGGCCUUUCUCGCGCACUACGACGGCCUCAGGGACAGCGUUGUGAAGGAUGAGGUGUACGCUGGGACGCCGUCCUUCGCCACUGAGUGGCUGAGUAAGAUGUUGGACUACAAUGUCCCAGGAGGGAAACUGAAUCGAGGGAUGGCGGUCUUUGACGUUGUCAAGUCGAUCAAGGGCAAGGAGGCCAUCACUUGGAGCGAUGUGAACAAAGCAAACACCUUGGGAUGGUGCAUCGAAUGGCUUCAGGCCUUCUUCCUUGUUGCCGAUGAUAUCAUGGACAAUUCCAUCACAAGGAGAGGCCAACCGUGCUGGUACAGGCAGCCGAAUGUAGGCCUUGUUGCUUUCAAUGAUUCCAUCAUCCUCGACGUGUGCAUCUACAGAAUCCUGCACAAGACUUUUGCCAGUGAGCCAUGCUACCUCCGAGUUUUGGAGGUUUUCCAUGAGGUGACAGCCCAAACUGCUCAUGGCCAGAUGCUUGACAUGAUCACGGCCUCACCUCCAGGCGAGCGCAACUUCGACCGCUACACCAUGGACAACUACAUGAACAUCAUCACGUUCAAGACGGCUUACUACUCGUUCUACCUUCCCGUCGCAUGCGGGCUACUCAUGAGCGGCGUGGAGAAGCCAGAGGCGUUCGAACUUGCUCGCAACAUUCUCAUUCCCAUGGGUCAGUAUUUCCAGAUUCAAGAUGACGUGCUGGACUGCUUUGCAGAUCCUGCAGUGCUGGGGAAGAUCGGCACGGAUGUCCAGGACAACAAGUGUUCAUGGCUGAUAUGCCAAGCCCUGCAGCGUGCGUCGCCUGAGCAGAAACAGCACUUGCUGGUGAGCAGAGUAUAG